Alosa sapidissima (American shad) is the source of this 768-nucleotide messenger RNA. RefSeq lists its product as uncharacterized. The coding region runs from base 1 to 756 and encodes 251 amino acids. The record is from RefSeq and is a predicted model, not a curated record. The transcript has 4 exons. NCBI's taxonomy places the organism in Eukaryota, Metazoa, Chordata, Actinopteri, Clupeiformes, Clupeidae.
AUGUCUUUCCACCCAAUUUUCCGCUUUGAGCCCUCGUCCUCUGAGCUCACCCUUCGGCCCUCUGCAGCCGCUGAAAUAUUUCUCAAGCAGGGCUCUGCCAGUGGCGGGCAGGUGAAGAGGGCCGAUGUGGUUCGAGCCGAGGCGAGGGCAAGAGCAUGGAGCAAGUAUGCGGACAACAGCGAGCAAGCGGUGCUGGCCGAAAGUGAGCUCCAGAUCGGCCAGUACCGCGACCAAACCUUCCAGUGGCUGCUGAGUAACAACGUGGGGUUCGCUGUUAAGAUCUUGGCGUCCCACCAGAAGGAGAGAGAGGGAGGGGACACCACAACGACGCCCCAGAUGCUGAACAAGGACGCCCUUGCCUCCUACGCCGGGCUGUACCCACCCAUGGUGACGCCCGUCGCCAGGCGUAGGUUGUGCGAGGGCUCCCUGUCUGCAGGGGCGGGGCUGGGCGACAUGCUGGUGGGGUUUGGUGCGCACAGCCAACGCACCUACAAGUCCCUGUAUGACGCGCGGGACCAAGAGAGUCAAACCUACGUGGCAUGGAUUCGGAAGCAGAAGGUGGGAGCUCGGUCCAGGAUGGAGGCCCUGAAAAUGUAUGUGCCGGCUCGGGACAAGGAGCCCAAGACCGCACCUGAGCCAGCACAUGUCCUCCCACCACCAGGAGUGGCUCUUCAGCAGACUGCCUCCGGCAAAGAGCUGCUUCCCCUCAGCUGGAGGCAGACGCUUCCUGAAGAGCAGCAGGAGUGGGUGGGCUGAAGCUGUGGUGGU